Phanerochaete carnosa HHB-10118-sp is the source of this 750-nucleotide messenger RNA. RefSeq lists its product as uncharacterized. The record is from RefSeq and is a predicted model, not a curated record. The coding region runs from base 1 to 750 and encodes 249 amino acids. NCBI's taxonomy places the organism in Eukaryota, Fungi, Basidiomycota, Agaricomycetes, Polyporales, Phanerochaetaceae. The transcript has a single exon.
AUGCAUGAUGAAAACUUAACAACUCCAAUAUGUCUAGAUGGGCAUGUUGUUUCAUGGUUACCCCACGACAGCCAAGCUACCCGCUCCAACACUCUGCUCUCCGUUGAGGGGAAAAUCUCGGCGUACGACUGCACGGAUCUGUUUAUUGUGCUAUCGUGUUCUUCAAGCUUCAAAGCUUCAAAUUUCAAAUCUCUCCCCCGAUGUAUCUCAGCGAACGCCACGCCCUUGAUGCUCUACCUCCGCAGGAUCAUCGACCUCCUCACCAACGUGAUCGCUGACCAAAUUGCGGCGCCCACCACCUUAUACACCAGCCAACUUAGUUUCUCAGCGUGGACGUUGGGCAUGUCAGGUCGAAGCAAGACCUGCGUGCCUACCAUUGCGCUCCUUUAUAGACGUUUGAGCCCCAUCACGCUUCUUCGGCACCUCGAGCACCGCGUUACCCGUGGCAAGGUCAGCGCGUUCGGGCUUCAGAUUUUCUCCACACCCGGCCAAUCCCCAACGCACAGCGCACGCGUCCUCAAAGUCCCUGGCGGAACACGCGACGGCACUGAACUACGAGGCACACCUAUACUGGACCCCUCCAUGCUCGCGCAUCUUGAGGGGCUAGAUCUACAACUUGAAGGCCAUGCAAAGGGCAGCCUUGAUGAGCUCAUUCGAUGUGGACGUGCUAUCGGCGCUGCGGCUGAACUGGCAACGCUAAGGAAUCCAGAGGAGAAGGCGUGCCUUCGUGUUGUUUACAGCAAUAAAUAG